UGCAGUAUAGUCUUAGAUCUGAAGACUCCCGUCGAUUUCGUUUUCAGGACAAUAAUUAAGUGAUAUAACGAUUACGAGGAAGCUUCUUGUUUGCUCUGAUUGCUAUCCUGAACUAACCGGAAGUCAGACAGAUUCUGUCAUGGGCGCAUAUGUAAAAGUUUCGUGAUCAAAGGGGAAAAAGUUUCAAAAUGAUGGAAAUUUUAAAGGCGUCCAGCAAAAGCACUUUUUAUGGUAUGGAUUACUGGGGCAAGAAGAGUCUCUGGGCUUUGCUAUUUGUGCUUCAGUGCGUCGUUGUGUGAUUCUGUCUCUCUUUAUAUCUGCAGUGGAGAGAUAUAACCAAACAUGUAUAGCUAUACUGGCGUGCUGGGAUUCAUUUUGUGUACCUUUUGUGCAGCGCACCUGGACUUGACUGGAAUACCGACAAGGGAUCAGCUGAACGAGUUGACGGCAUACGUUCAAAAAUUGGUAAAAUGUCGAAAUGUACCAGCAAUGGCGGUAACUUUGGUGAAAGGCGACUCCUUUGUGUGGAGUAGAGGAUUCGGUAAGGCGGAUAGAGAAAACGGGAAGCCUGCAACACGGAACACACGGUUUUGCAUUGGAUCCUUGUCUAAGGCUUUUACCUCUACCAUACUGGGGAAGAUCUUGUCUCAGGAACAGAAUAUCACAUGGGAUACACCUGUUCGCAAGAUCCUUGGAGAUGACUUCCGCUUCAGCGAUGAGUUGCGCACUGACAUCGCUAACUUGAGGGACCUCCUCGCUCACAAAAUGGGUGUCCCCAGUUAUUUUAGUGCUCUUCUGAAUGGUUUCCCUGAUGACGUCACUAGGUCAGAUCUUGUCAGGCGAUUACAAUUCAUGGAGGCCACCGAGCCUAUCCGGACAAACUUCUUAUACAACAACUACAUGUACUCCCUGGCGGGUUACGUGGCGGAAGUUCUGGGUAAAGCUAGCUGGGAAGACUUGGUGCGCGACAACAUCUUCACCCCGCUCGGCAUGACGUCAACGGGCUUCGUAAACGAUGACCACGGUUUUGAAAACUUUGCUCUACCGUAUAUAACAGUGAAUGGGGAGCUAGUGAAUAUUUCAAAAGACUUGAUAACAAGCGUCAAUCCUGCUGGACCUGCAGGCUCCGUAUUCUCCACAGCUGAGGACAUGACAAAAUGGAUCAAGUUUCACCUGAAUAUCUCCGCAAUGCUGCGAUCUCACAAUCCUCUUUCCCCGUACCUCCUCAAAAUGGCGGACACUUAUGAGGGGCAAAUGCCGGGAGGUUUUUUUCCAAAUGACAAAAUAAAGCCAACGUAUCCGAUCCAUGAUGUUACAAUAGCAUAUGCUCUUGGCUGGGUGAACUCUAAUUACAGAGGUUAUCGGAAGCUCUGGCAUUCUGGUGGAAUCAUUUCCUAUACAUCCGGUUUAUGGCUGUUCCCGGAUGUUGACGCUGGGCUGUUCUUCUCCGUCAGUGGACCGCUGGACCGGAACAAACGAUAUGUCACACAGGAAGUCGGGUAUUUCGCCGCUGAUCUGUUACUAGGGGAACGAUCAUGGCUGAAUAUGACAACCGCCUGUAAAUUCCCGCUACCUUACGAACGGCCGGGUCCUGAGAAACCGAAACAGCCCAGACCUGAUCAACACGGCGCAAGCCGGAAGCCGACACGCCCUCUAGCGGAUUACACAGGGGUUUACGGACAUUUAGCUUUUGGUAACAUAACUAUCUCACUAGGUGGUUCUGAAAAUGCACCUUUGAGACUUCAUUACGGGCGCUUUGGCGAAAUGGUGUUGAAAGCUAUGAGACAUCCGAACACAUUUGUGGCCACAUACGUUGGACCGUUGUGGUAUGUUAUGGGGGCAGACGAUGGUAGCGAUCCGAUCACCGUAAGAUUUCGUCCGCAUCCUCACGACAAAGCCGUUUUGUCUUACCUCGACUAUCCCGUGGCCGAGAAUCACCCAACGACCUUCAUCCGGGGCCUUCAGCUUGACGAUACGACGAAAACGAGGCCGAAAGAUUUUUGCACUUCGACAGGAUCUGUACUUUUCAAACAUAACUGUAUGUAUUUCUAUGUCCUCUUUUUCUAUAUCAUUUUUAAUAUAAACAUUCUGACGGAAAGGUGACUUGUGAAUAAAACCGGCCCUUACCCUAGGUGUAUGUAGCUGGUUGUUUUUUGUUACUGGAGCUUUUAGUUUUUAUUCCAACUUACUCUUCAUUACCCCCGUCACCAUGACUUACGGCUUCUCCAAGACGUUUGCACCACACUGUCAAUGACCUCUCAGAUCCACUGUUCGUAGU
Liolophura sinensis is the source of this 2278-nucleotide messenger RNA. RefSeq lists its product as uncharacterized. NCBI's taxonomy places the organism in Eukaryota, Metazoa, Mollusca, Polyplacophora, Chitonida, Chitonidae. The transcript is spliced from 5 exons. The record is from RefSeq and is a predicted model, not a curated record. Bases 343 to 2103 code for a protein of 586 amino acids.